Molecule: messenger RNA, 5349 nt
Organism: Artibeus jamaicensis (Jamaican fruit-eating bat)
Lineage: Eukaryota; Metazoa; Chordata; Mammalia; Chiroptera; Phyllostomidae
Gene: KCNJ2
Product: potassium inwardly rectifying channel subfamily J member 2
Exons: 2
Coding region: 387-1670 (427 amino acids)
Biological process (GO): regulation of monoatomic ion transmembrane transport; potassium ion import across plasma membrane
Cellular component (GO): plasma membrane
Molecular function (GO): inward rectifier potassium channel activity
Source: RefSeq, a predicted model, not a curated record
CGCACUGGAGCCCUGGCCAGCGCGCAGUCUUCCCCGGCGCCGGCAAGCUGAGUUUUGGGAAUUCUGGUUUGCUUUGGCUUACUGGCUCUUACAAACUACUGGAUCUUACAUGACUCUGUGUCCCCCAACUUCCACUCCAUGUCCCCAUGCUCCUGCUCCAGCAACAGGACCUGUUCUCUGGAUGUCAGCUGAGUUACUAAGGUAACUCUGCAUGUCAGUAGAAAGACCUUGGUAGAACCUCAAGGCUCCUGGAGACCCCCAACUCUCCUUUUUUUUUUUUUUUGGUGUGUGUCCUCACUGAGCAUUCAAAACUGUUUCUCCAAAGGGUUUUGCAAAAACUCAGACUGUUCUCCAAAGCAGAAGCACUGGAGUCCACGGCAGAAGCGAUGGGCAGUGUGCGAACCAACCGCUAUAGCAUCGUGUCUUCAGAAGAAGACGGCAUGAAGCUGGCCACCAUGGCGGUUGCAAAUGGCUUUGGGAAUGGGAAGAGCAAAGUCCACACCCGACAACAGUGCAGGAGCCGCUUCGUGAAGAAAGAUGGGCACUGCAAUGUUCAGUUCAUCAACGUGGGUGAGAAGGGACAACGGUACCUCGCAGACAUCUUUACCACAUGCGUGGACAUUCGCUGGCGGUGGAUGCUGGUUAUCUUCUGCCUGGCUUUCGUGCUCUCGUGGCUAUUUUUUGGCUGCGCAUUUUGGUUGAUAGCUCUGCUCCAUGGGGAUCUGGAUGCACCAAAGGAGAGCAAAGCUUGUGUGUCUGAGGUCAAAAGUUUCACGGCCGCCUUCCUCUUCUCCAUUGAGACCCAGACCACCAUAGGCUAUGGUUUCAGGUGCGUCACAGACGAGUGCCCGAUCGCUGUUUUCAUGGUGGUGUUCCAGUCAAUUGUGGGCUGCAUCAUCGAUGCCUUUAUCAUUGGCGCAGUCAUGGCGAAGAUGGCAAAACCGAAGAAGAGAAAUGAGACUCUUGUCUUCAGUCACAAUGCUGUGAUCGCCAUGAGAGAUGGCAAGCUCUGUUUGAUGUGGCGAGUGGGCAAUCUUCGGAAAAGCCACCUGGUGGAAGCUCAUGUUCGAGCGCAGCUCCUCAAAUCCAGAAUUACUUCAGAAGGGGAGUAUAUCCCCCUGGAUCAAAUAGACAUCAAUGUUGGCUUUGACAGUGGAAUUGACCGUAUAUUUCUGGUGUCCCCAAUCACAAUAGUCCAUGAAAUUGAUGAAGACAGCCCUUUGUAUGACUUGAGUAAACAGGACAUUGACAACGCAGACUUUGAAAUUGUCGUGAUACUGGAAGGCAUGGUAGAAGCCACAGCUAUGACGACACAGUGCCGUAGCUCGUACCUGGCAAAUGAAAUCCUUUGGGGCCACCGCUAUGAGCCUGUCCUGUUUGAAGAGAAGCAUUACUACAAAGUGGACUAUUCGAGGUUCCACAAGACUUAUGAAGUACCCAACACACCCCUUUGCAGCGCCAGAGACUUAGCAGAAAAGAAAUAUAUCCUCUCAAAUGCAAAUUCAUUUUGCUAUGAAAAUGAAGUUGCCCUCACGAGCAAAGAGGAAGAUGACAGUGACAAUGGCGUUCCAGAAAGCACAAGUACAGACACACCCCCUGACAUUGACCUUCACAACCAGGCAAGCGUACCUCUAGAGCCCAGGCCCUUACGGCGAGAAUCAGAGAUAUGACUUACUGAUUCCUUCUGUGGAAUAGUUACGUUAAAACACAGUCUGGUGGUCAAAGGCCCGAAACAGUGAUUCAGACGACGGUACUGGUGAAGAGGUGGGUGAAGGCAAGUGGCCACCAGGGACUGAGGCGAGCACAAUGGUUUCAGAGAAAGACUCUAAGCUCAAAGAUUAACGGAAAGCACUAAACAUGCCUCCCCAUGACCUGAUGGCACAUAUACAUGUUGUAGAAUAAGUUAUGGGGGUCUUGUGUUGCGUUUUGUGUUUUUACAAGACUUGAACUUGCAGGCAAGCCUUGGUUGGGUAUUUGACUUAUCCAGAAUGCUUCUCUUUAGGGAACAAGAAUGUUUUUAAUGGCAUAACAAAGGCAAGACUCUGCCUUAAUCUCGAAAAGCUGCUAAAAACUACAUGAACACAAAUUGUAUUUUUGUUGCAGUGUAGUUUUUCCUUAGUGUAAUUUAAAAGUCAGUAUUGAACUUUGUUGAAAGCUCAUGAUAUGCGCUUCAAAGUGGCAAGUAUUUGGCUAUUAGCUGCCAAAAUGAGAGCCUGAUUUUUCGAGGCCAGUAAUUUGUUUGCUAGAAUUGAUUCUCUCUCUCUCUCUCUCUCUCUCUCUCUCCCUCUCUCUCUCUCUCCAGUUACAUAAGGGCAUUAUGUAACACUAGCCAAAUGGUAGCCUCCAGGUUGGUUUUUUUUCCCUCCAUGAUGUUAAUGGGUUAUCUAAAAUUUUAAGUCAGACUACCUAAAGUAAAUACCAAAGAUAAUGCACAUUUUUGCACAGUGGAGUUUAUACUUAAAAGGGAAGAAAAGAUUCCUUGAAAUCAAGAAAUAAUGACUUUGAACCUCAGCAAGACCUGAACUGACUGCCCUCUAGAAAAUAGGACAUUGUACACACAGCAUCUAGUGCUUUUUAAAUUUUGUUCUUUCAUGUAACUUUUGUAUUAAAAGAGGAAGAAGAAAGGGGAAGUGACAUUCAUACACACGCACACUAUGAAAACACCUUUUCUCUCCGGCCGGGUAGUGCUGGUGAGGCUAACACGUAAGGUGAGAGUUGGUGACAGGUUCUUAGAUUUUUCUGGGUUUUCCCUUUUUGCACAUUCCAAAAUUUAUUCCAUAAGAUGAGAGCUUGGUUGAAUUUAGUCAGCAUCCUCAAAACUGAGCCAUCCACCACGGAAGGUAAAUUGGUUUAAGUCCUUGCGGUUGAAUUCAUUUCCCUGACUCUCAGGACAUUUCCUGAUGGACUUUGCCUUAGAAAAGAUGCCACACCAGCUCUCUGGGCUGGUUCUUCUGAUCAGUCUGUCUGGAGAAAUGCCAAAGUGGGGGAGGCGGCGAGAUGCGGACAAGCCUCUUUGGAUGUGGUACAUCAGCUCCAGCAUUCAGGAGGGAGAGGAAAAUCACUUAGCGGUAGAGGGUAGGAUUGAAAAUGUCUCAGUAUUUUACAGUCAACAAGAGCCAUACAAAGUAUAACACAAUCACAAAGAAAGGAGAUGAUGGCCAAAAAGGGUUAUUUCUCCUUUAUGGGCGCCCACUAAUGACUGAAUCUGAGCUGAUUCUUGUCCCCUGUGGCCCUCACGUGCGGGUCACUAUGGACACUGUUUCCCAGAAUCCUAUCCUGCCCGGCUGCCUAACUUGCUAAAACAAUUUUCCUCCACUGUAGUUUAAUACUUUUUUCUUGGUCUGAAGUGCCCUAUCUGUGAAUUCUGGGGUCACUGACUUUUCUUCUUAAUUGGAGUCUCAAAACCAACUCUCUCAUGGUAUUAUGUCCCUGUAUGCCAUUAAAAAACAGCUUGUUCUAGAAUCCUGUAUUUUGUGAAUUGAUGUUUGUGACGGUCUCUGGGUCUUGAGCAGCCAUAUCUGAAUGCAGUGCCUGCGAUGAGGUCACAGCACCUGCUGUUGUCAGCCUUCCAAGUCCUUGGGUUUGAAACCUGUGGCGUUAAAUUCCUGGAAACCAAGACAGAGGUGUCAAGCAAGUGGAUGCUGUUUGCAGUUCAGAUUGAAAGGCAGGUUUGGGAAGUUGUUCAGAGAGCUGGAGGGACUGGGACUGAGUGAACAAGAGAAUCGACCCAAGAGGCAGCAGUUUGGCCAUUGACAGUGAGAGGGUACCAGGGGGGCUUCAGCUGCUGCUAUUUGAUAUUUUGCAAAGGAAAAUAAUCAAACCAAAGAGUAUUCAGUGAUAUGUAAAUGAAAUGAAGGUGGAGUUGAGAGUGGGGGUGACUGCAGACAAGGCUUCUCCCAGACACACAGGCUGCCACUUAAAAGACUAGAGAUACCUGAAGAGGGGGCGGGCAUGGGGGGGCAGGAAGGAGGGAGGGAAAUCUUUCAACUUCUUUCUGAAACAGAGAAAAAAAAAAUCUAAAACUUCUGGUGCACAGGUUUGUUUGUUUGUUUGUUUGUUUUUCAAGAAAAUUUUGCAGAAGCUAUGUUUUUAAAGUGUACAUUUUAUAAAGUUUAUCAGAUAUUUUCAUAUUUAAAGCCAAAUGUAAAUAGAAGUGUGUAAAGGGAAAAAAGUUGCCAUAGCAAGUAUACUUCCAGUGCAGCAAUUUCUGAGAGCUAAGUACCCGUAUGCUACCGGUUAGCAUGGUUUUAGCAAGUGUAUACCAGCCUUAUAAGGUUUGUAUUGCUACGUUCUCCGGUUAUUUAUUUCAGCAUGGACUGUUCAUUUGAAAGCUUUUUUCUAGUUAUUAAUAUUUUAACAGUUACAAGCUUUUUUUUUUUUUUGUCAAGAGCCACGACACAGGUAAUGCACAAUAUUUUUUUUUGCUGCAUUUUACCUUUAAAACAUUUGAAACAUUUGUCCUUACUGCCCAGGUCUCCUCAAUCAGUACACACAUGUCAUUAGAAUGCAGAUUGAAGGGACUCACCGCAAAUGUCUGGGGUCUAUCCCUGGAUGCAUGUUGCUUCUCUAUUGCAAGCAAACCCUCAUUGAAUUUACUUAGGACUUAUUCCCUUUUAAAGAAUUCUUUGCCCAUAUCUGGCUGGGCGUUAUAUUUUUGGGAGGAGGCAUAGACUCUUGGUUAUCCUAUUUUUUAAAUAAAAUGUAGACAAAGUGAAUUCUAUUUUGAUUAUUGAGAAAGGAAUAGUUUUCUAUCCCUCUAAGCAUAUACUUGAAUCAGACAUUUAAAGAAUGUCAGCUCUAGCACUGUAGUUUUUUCCAAAUUCCUGGAGAAAGUUUUACCUUUAAGAAACAGUCUGUUAAUGAAUUAUUCUUUCCCUUUGCUUCCUUUUCGUCCUUACAAACUCCCAUCCCAAACCUUGAUGUUUAUUUCAUGGGCUGUAUCCCCCCAAAUUGUUACCCUUGCAAGUACCAAAUGUCAGUUCACAUUAUAUGAUUAAGCCCCUCAGUAAAGGCAAGAAGCUUGUCCUGAGAAGCAGAGCGAGUUCCUUUUCACUCUGUGUCUGCUAAUGUUCAGGUGGAAAAACAAAGUGUUGCAUAGUCAUCCCUGCCCGCCACGCACUCUCCCAACUAGAAUCUCUUUUCUAGCGACGUUGGGUUUUAGCUCUGGCCUCUGGCGAGUUGAACAAACCCGGCCUUGUACAACCGUGAUAGUUAUUAGCUUCCCAUUUGCCGUCCUUUUGUAUCUACAGUCUUCCUAUUGUACUGCACAAACCAUGGAUUGUACAUAUUUUUAUAUAUUAUGUCUUAUUUUAUUAUUUCUAAAUAAAAACUUCAAUGUUGAAAAACUAA